This is a messenger RNA of Pseudogymnoascus verrucosus, 1894 nucleotides long. RefSeq lists its product as uncharacterized. The coding region runs from base 212 to 1486 and encodes 424 amino acids. The record is from RefSeq and is a predicted model, not a curated record. Lineage: Eukaryota; Fungi; Ascomycota; Leotiomycetes; Thelebolales; Thelebolaceae. Gene Ontology annotation, molecular function: protein binding. The transcript has a single exon.
UUUGACGUGAGCUUCAAUUCCCACAGUUGUGCUUGGAAGCCGCAAUCAGCCAUCUCUUACAGUGCCUCAACCACACCACCCCUCUCCUCCAACUCCGUCUGCGUAGUACAGCGGCACAGACCAGCCUUCUUGUCCUAUCUGCAAAACGUCCACAUUAUUUAUCAUCUGUUCUCGAUCAAGCCAUCGCCAUCGCCAUCACCACACCCACAGCAUGGGCCAAUACUUCAUGAUCUCAGCUCCUCGAUUAAGGAGGGCGUUAGGAAAUGGAGGCAAGCUUCGGGAGAUGUUAUUUGGCGGGACGGCCAAAGCCCUUGUCCAUGUCCUCGCCGUCCCAAUUGAACCGCAGCUUCCCCCCUCUAGCUCCCUAGACUCCACACUCGUGCCAACAGAACCCAAAUACACUCCCCCUGCCAUUGAUGUGGUUACAUCUGGCCCAGCCAAGGACCCUCCGACGGUGGUGCAUAGUAGACCGGGGAAACGUCAAGCUAAUGACGAAGCGCCUAGCCAGAGGGUUAAGAAACUCGAGACAACUACAAGCAGUGAUUUCGACAAGGGGGCCAAAGCCAGCUUUCUAACCACAUUCCCCAGUCUCCCCCCAGAACUGCACGAACUAAUCUUUGCCCACCUUGACUCCAUCGAGGAUCUCAUCUGUCUCAGCGUCACAAGUCGAUACUUCUGGGUCAUAGGAUACAAGCACAUCCAGCAGUACUACACCUCCCUCCUCGGGCGCUGGGCAGGCCACAACAUCAUCUGCAUCGGUGACUACGUCGAUGCGGGGGACUAUCCACCGCAUCUAUUCUCCGCUGAAGAGGAACAGGAAUUAAACCAGAUGAAAGUAGGAUUCGAUGGGAACUGUCUAGACAGCAGCGCGGGUUCAGAUACCAGCGCGGAUGCCCAGCCGUUAACGCUCUAUGAUCUCGCUAUAGAGCCUAUGGGUACUAUAGAAGAGGUCGUUGAUUUGUACCAAACAUCCACGCGCACAUUGCACGCAUGUAUGCGCCGUUGCCGCUCAUCGAAGCGUCUAUCCGACUUCAAGCACCCGGAGCUAGUCAUGAGAAACUCGACAUACUUCCCCGCCAGCCAAACCUGGAUCCUCCGCAACCUAACAACCCACGAGUUCGUUCUCCCCACAGCCGUAGCCCUAAAACCCGAAUACAUAAACGGCCCAUUCAUCCACGGUCUGGGAUUCGGUGAGGUGGUCAUGGCGCGCACGUGCUGGACGUCAGACUAUGGGGUCGCCAUGAGCUGCGGCGCGGAUAUCUGUCGUGGGGUAUGGGCGGGGCAUCGGUUUGAUAUCACGACGCUCUCACGACACGAUGAGGAGAGUAGGGGGGGGGAGUGGACGGAUGUGAGUGAGGAUGUUAGCAAAGAGAUUGCACACAUCUGGGAGUGUGAAGACGGGCCGGAUUGGCGAGAGAUAAUCCAUAAUACAAUCUCAGCUCUGGAGCGGGGUGAUGAUUCCGACAGCUGUGUCUCCGACGAUUGAUAGGAUGAUCUAUCUAAAGCUGUGUGCUGAGAGCCUCAAGUGGGCAGCUCUAGUCUAGAUCACGCAACAGUCUAACCAUCAUGUGGGGCACUAAAGAUAAAGGAGUCCUCGAGGGGUUACCGCGAUGUUGAGCGGAUGACGAAUAUGGAUAUGGCCGUGAUAUCGAAAAAUGGCUUUCUUCCGGAUAUUAUUACCUGGUCGAAACCUAUGGUGGUGGAGUAGUUUCUUGUGAAGGAAGCUGUGGGGGGGGCUGGUAUUAGUAACACUCUUUGUCAUUCAGACUCGAUGGUAGACAGAAAGUAUGAGAAGCUUCGCAGUGAGCUGGAAAGAUGGGACCAUCAACAUGGUAACGAUCCGCGUGGGGUGGUUGAUUUCAUCGGCAGAAAGUUGCUUCUGCCUAAAAUACAC